Molecule: messenger RNA, 5501 nt
Organism: Mustela erminea (ermine)
Lineage: Eukaryota; Metazoa; Chordata; Mammalia; Carnivora; Mustelidae
Gene: MEGF6
Product: multiple EGF like domains 6
Exons: 37
Coding region: 234-4925 (1563 amino acids)
Molecular function (GO): protein binding; calcium ion binding; scavenger receptor activity
Source: RefSeq, a predicted model, not a curated record
GGCGGGCUCCGGCGACCCGGCUGGGCGCGCAGUGUGGCGCGAGGCGGACGCGGGCGGGCGGGGAAGCCGGACCUUCCGCACCUGCGGCGCCCGGGGGCUCGUCGGGCACCUGCGGCUGCGCCCUGCGCGUCCCCGGGCCAUGGCGCACGUGGAGGCGGCGGCUCCGAGGGCCCGCCGGGGCCUCCUGUGAGCGGGGGACCAGAGCGGGGACCAGGCGCGGGGCCUCGGGCACGAUGCCCGUCCUCCCGGAGGCGAGGGCGGCGGGGCGCGCGGUGGCCCUGGCCCUGGUGCUGCUGCUCCCCGCGGGGCCCGCGGGCGCCCUGCUCCGCCUGCAGCCGGGCCUGCCCCACGUGUGUGCGGAGCGGGAGCUGACCUUGGUGGGCCGCCGCCAGCCCUGUGUGCAGGCUUUCAGCCGGACCGUGCCCGUGUGGAAGGCGGGCUGCGGGCGGCAGGCGUGGUGCGUCCGCCACGAGCGGAGAACCAUCUACUACACCGGCUACAGGCAGGUGUACGCCAUGGAGGCCCAGACCGUGCUCAGGUGCUGCCCGGGCUGGAGCCAGCGGCCCGGUGACCAGGGCUGCCUCUCCCCCCACUGCGGCGCUGGCAUCUGUUUCAACGGUGGCCACUGCAUGCCUGGCUCAGCCCAGCUAUGCUACUGUCCCCGAGCCUUCCAGGGCCCCCGCUGCCAGUACGACGUGGAUGAGUGCUCCGACGGGAACGGGGGCUGUGAGGACCAGUGCUCCAACACCGUGGGGGGCUUCUACUGCCGCUGCCCCGCUGGCCACCAGCUGCAGGGGGACGGCAGGACCUGCCAAGACGUGGAUGAGUGCCAAGUGCACAACGGUGGCUGUCAGCACAGAUGCGUGAACACACCAGGCUCUUACCUCUGCGAGUGCAAGCCCGGGUUCCGGCUCCAUGCGGACGGCAGGACCUGCUUGGCCAUAAACUCCUGUGCCGUGGGGAACGGGGGCUGCCAGCACGAGUGUGUCCAGCUCACGGUGACCCGGCACCGCUGCCAGUGCCGCCCCGAGUUCCAGCUCCAGGAGGAUGGAAAGCGCUGUGUCCGGAGGAACCCGUGCGCGGAGCGGAACGGCGGCUGCUCGCACACGUGCCAGGUGCGCCGCGGCCUCGCCCACUGUGAGUGCCAUGCGGGCUUCCUGCUGGCGGCCGACCGCAGGUCCUGUGAAGAUGUGGACGAGUGCGCCACAGGGCAGGCCCAGUGUGCCCACGGCUGCCUCAACACCCAGGGCUCCUUCACAUGUGUCUGCCACGCCGGCUAUGAGCUGGGCGCUGACGGCCGCCAGUGCUACCGUAUCGAGAUGGAAAUUGUGAACAGCUGUGAGGCAGAGAACGGGGGCUGCUCACACGGCUGUAGCCACAGCAGUGCGGGGCCGCUGUGCACCUGCCCCCGCGGUUACGAGCUGGACGAGGACCAGAAGACGUGCAUCGACGUGGACGACUGUGUGGCCUCCCCGUGCUGCCAGCAGGCCUGUACCAACAGUCCCGGCGGGUAUGAGUGUGGCUGCUACGCCGGCUACCGGCUCAGCGCCGACGGCUGCGGGUGUGAGGACGUGGACGAGUGUGCGUCCGGCCACGGCGGCUGUGAACACCACUGCACCAACCUGGUGGGCUCCUUCCAGUGCUCGUGUGCGGCUGGCUUCCGGCUGGACGAGGACCGCAGGGGCUGUGCCCCCCUGGAGAUCCUCGAGGUGGACGUGGACGGCCAGCUGCCCUUCGCACGGCCCCUCCCACACGUCGCGGUGCUCCGGGACGAACGGCCUCCCCUCUUCCAAGACGACUAUGUCGGGGUCCAGGAGGAGGAGGAGGCGGUGGCGGCGGAGGUCCGGGGCGAGCACACACUGAUGGAGAAGUUUGUCUGCCUGGACGCCUCCUUUGGCCAGGACUGCAGCCUCACGUGUGACGACUGUCAGAAUGGAGGCACCUGCCUCCCGGGCCUGGACGGCUGUGACUGCCCCGAGGGCUGGACCGGCCUCGUCUGUAAUGAGACUUGCCCUCCGGAUACCUUCGGGAAGAACUGUAGCUUCUCCUGCGGCUGCCUGAACGGCGGGACCUGCGACCCUGCGACGGGCGCCUGCCGCUGCCCUCCUGGGGUUGGUGGAGCCCGCUGUGAGGACGGCUGCCCCAAGGGCUUCUACGGCAAGCAGUGCCACAAGAAGUGCCACUGUGCCAACCGUGGCCGCUGCCACCGCCUCUACGGGGCCUGCCUCUGUGACCCGGGACUCUACGGCCGCUUCUGCCACCUGGCCUGUCCACCGUGGGCCUUCGGGCCCGGCUGCUCCGAGGAGUGCCGGUGCGCGCAGCAGAACACGCUGGCCUGUGACCGCAGGGACGGCAGCUGCUCCUGCAAGGCUGGCUUCCGGGGCGAGCGGUGUCAGGACGAGUGUAUGCCAGGCUUCUUUGGGCCUGGGUGCCUCCAGGCGUGUACCUGUCCUCAGGGUGUGGCCUGCGACCCCGUCAGCGGCCAGUGCGGGAGGCCGUGUCCGGCCGGCUACCAGGGGAAGGACUGUGAUCAAGAGUGCCCGGGGGGGACAUUUGGUGUGAACUGCUCGGGCUCCUGCUCCUGUGGGGGGGCACCCUGUGACCGGGUCACGGGGCAGUGUCUGUGCCCCCCAGGGAAGACGGGGGACGACUGUGGGGCAGACUGUCCGGAGGGGCGCUGGGGGCUCGGCUGCCAGGAGAUCUGUCCAGCGUGUGAGCACGGCGCCGCGUGUGAGCCCGGGACCGGAGCCUGCCUGUGUCCCCCCGGUUACACGGGCAGUCGCUGCCAGGACCCGUGCCCAGCAGGCUGGUUCGGGCCCGGCUGCCAGAUGAGAUGCUCCUGUGCCAACGAUGGGUACUGUCACCCGGCAACGGGACGUUGCAGCUGUGCCCCUGGAUGGACUGGCCUCAGCUGCCAGAGAGCCUGUGACGGUGGGCACUGGGGACCCGACUGCAGCCAGCGCUGUGACUGCGGCCCAGGCCACGGGAGCUGCGACGCGGUCAGUGGCCUGUGUGUGUGUGAGGCCGGCUACACAGGCCCGCGGUGCGAGCAGCGGUGUCCCCAGGGCCACUUUGGGCCGGGCUGUGGGCGGCAGUGCCAGUGUGAGCACGGGGCAGCCUGUGACCACGUCAGCGGGGCGUGCACCUGCCCGGCCGGCUGGAGGGGAACCUUCUGUGAACGCGCCUGCCCGGCGGGCUUCUUCGGCCUGGACUGCCGCGGCAUCUGUGACUGUGCCGCCGGGGCCCCCUGUGACUCUGUGAGCGGCUCCUGCCUCUGCCCUGCCGGCCGCUGGGGCCCCCGCUGUGCACAGGCCUGCCCUGCCCCCACCUACGGGCCCAACUGCAGCCAGACCUGCUCCUGCUUCAACGGGGCGUCCUGUGACCCCGUCCACGGACAGUGCCGCUGCGGUCCUGGCUGGAUGGGCCCCACCUGCCUGGAGCCCUGUCCCACGGGCUCCUACGGCGACGGCUGUCAGCACACCUGUCUCUGCCAGCACGGGGGCACCUGUGACCCGGUCUCAGGCCGCUGCACAUGCCCCGAGGGCUGGGCCGGGCUGGCCUGUGAGCAGGAGUGCUCCCCGGGGCGCUUUGGAGCCGGCUGCGAGCACAGUUGCGGGUGUCUCAACGGCGGCGUCUGUGACGGGCGCUCGGGCCACUGCCUCUGCCCCGCCGGCUGGACCGGGGACAAGUGUCAGAGCCCCUGCGCUGAGGGCACGUUUGGGGCGCGCUGUGAGGAACGUUGUGCCUGCCGGCGGGGGGCCCCCUGCCACCACGUGACGGGGGCCUGCCUCUGCCCCCCGGGAUGGAGAGGCUCGCGGUGCGAGAGCGCCUGUCCGCGUGGCUGGUUCGGAGAGGCCUGUGCCCAGCGCUGCCGGUGCCCGCCCGACACCGCCUGCCACCACGUCACUGGGGAGUGUCGCUGUCCGCCAGGCUCCACAGGGCCCGGCUGUGAGCAGGGGUGCCCCCCGGGGCGGUUUGGGCCUGGCUGUGAGGAGCGCUGUGGGUGUCCGGACGGGGCCUUCUGUGACGCAGCCACCGGGGCCUGCCUCUGUCCUGCCGGCUUCCUGGGGGCAGACUGCAGCCAGCGCUGUCCACAGGGCCGCUUCGGUCCUGGCUGUGCCCACGUGUGCCUGUGCGGGCAGGGAGCAGUGUGUGACCCGGUGACCGGCAGUUGCUCCUGUCCCCCCGGGAGGACUGGCGUCCACUGUGAGCACGGCUGCCCUGAGAACCGGUUCGGCGUGAGCUGUGAGGGCGUGUGCGCCUGCAGGAAUGGUGGCCGGUGCCACGCGGCCGACGGCAGCUGCUCCUGCGGCCUGGGCUGGAUGGGGCCACACUGCGAGCUGGCCUGCCCUCCUGGUCGCUACGGUGCCGCCUGCCGCCUGGAGUGCUCUUGCCAGAACAACGGCACGUGCGAACCCGCCACGGGCACCUGCCGCUGCGGCCCCGGUUUCUACGGCCAGGCCUGCCAGCACUCCUGUCCCCCCGGCUUCCACGGGGCCGGCUGCCGGGCCGUGUGUGCGUGUCAGCAUGGGGCCCCUUGUAACCCUGUCAGCGGUCAGUGUGUCUGCCCUGCCGGCUCCUCCGGCCAGCUCUGCGAGAGGGGGUGUGAACCAGGCUCUUUUGGAGAGGGCUGCCACCAGCGCUGUGACUGCAAGGCAGGGGCACCCUGUGACCCCGUUACCGGCCAGUGCCUGUGUCCCCCAGGGCGCACAGGGGCCGCCUGUGACCUCGACUGCGCAGCGGGCUUCUUCGGGCCAGGCUGCGUCCUGCACUGCGGCUGUGGGGCUGGGGUGGCAUGUGACCCCGUCACCGGGUGGUGCCACUGUGCGGACGGUUACGUGGGGCCCGCCUGCCAGCAAGCGGCCGCACAGCCGGCGUCUCACCGGCCAGCACCGGGGCUCAGCAGCGGCGCCGAGAAGCACUAGCUCAGAGACAGCCCCCAAGCAGGCCCAUCUUCCAGGCGCCUUGGCGACGACUGACGAGGGGCGCCUGUGGGCCGGCCAGGACUCAGCCCAGGCUGCCCGGCCCUGCAGCCUCUCGCUGGGCAAGGGGAGGGAGGCCCUGCCUGGCCCAGCUCCAGGGAGUCCAGGCGGUGGGCCCGGCCUCCGGCUGCCCAGCCACACAGCCGCGCUGGCCGCAGAAGCUGGGGAAGCCCUCCCCCCUGCCUCCCUGCUACCCGCUCCGCACGCUGGGUGGGGACUGAGGGCAGGUGCAGGUGCAGAGAGGGGUCCCUGCGCUACGGGCAGGUUCUUCUGGUGCUAGGCCCUGGGACUGCUGUGCUCAGCCCGGUCACCUGCCCUCGUAGGCCGCUGUAUUUAUGGAGAUGUAUUUAUGGGCGGCUGACCACACCUGCUACACCCCUGGGCCCUGGAACGCUGCCCGUCCCUGCCUGCCCCAGGAAACCCUGCUGCGGGACUUUGGGGCCCCGUGGGAUCGCUGGGCACGAGCUCCGGUACAUGUGCAACCCAGAAACCCAAGAAAGAAGCCGCCGCUUCCUUGUG